Messenger RNA from Cloeon dipterum, 1342 nucleotides. RefSeq lists its product as uncharacterized. NCBI's taxonomy places the organism in Eukaryota, Metazoa, Arthropoda, Insecta, Ephemeroptera, Baetidae. The transcript is spliced from 5 exons. The coding region runs from base 1 to 1338 and encodes 445 amino acids. The record is from RefSeq and is a predicted model, not a curated record.
AUGGACAAGAGCAGAAGAUGGUCGUCAUCCAUUUUUACCAGCGCGGAGGAGGCUGGAAAAGAAUACCAGGAAUACCUGCGUUCUUCUAUGACUUAUAGAAAAAUCAACCUGAGCGUUUUCGGAGACGACCGUAAAUUCACAAGCGAUCCUGGAACUAGUUACCUGGUGAAUUUGAAAAAUCUAACAGACAUUGAGAUUUCUCUCAAAAACUUUUUGGCCAGCAACGCAUUCUACUAUCACCUGCUGCUGGUUAUUAGCGGUGGAAUGCCCAACUUGAAAAAUAUCCACAUCAACCGACACGACUCUGAUAGCAUAUAUAACUCUUUCGUCCUCACUUCUUAUGCCAUGAUGAUGAGCGUUGUUUUGCCUGAUACACGAAUGAACCUUCGACAGGUGGAGGUGAUGAAACCGCUCAAGGUGGACUGGUCGUCAAACCUUUUCGUUGAUUCUUGUCUGGUCGUCAACCCUUGUGCCGUUUGCACUGAUAGCCAGCUCAUGAAGCUUUGCAAAGUUCCUUGCGGAGUGCAAGAACUCAUCUUGAUUGACUGCAGCCGUCCCGAAGUUAUCUACAAAUUGCUCAGGCAACUCGGUCCUCAGCUGAAAAGGCUCAAACUGGAAUAUUUUUACGAAGAUGAAUUACUUGAGUCAGGCAAACGUUUAAAACUUUCCAAAGUAAUGUUUCUGUGCCCAGAACUGGAGCACUUUCGAACCAACGAUCUCAUCCCCCUUGUGGCGAGUUCAAAGUACAAACUGACACCCAAACACUUGAAAAAAGUCAAGAGCUUUGAGCUCAGUGGAGAGUGCACCAACCUUGAGAUAGAGAGGCUAAAGCUAUUCAGCGACAUCUUCCAAAUGGUUUUGCUGGGCUCGCUGGACUGUAAAGUGCUAGAAGUGCAAAACGCCUACCUGCUGAAAUCAAUCGCCAGAUUUCUCUCUGAAAACCCGGCCUGUCUAACGUACGUGGAAGUGUUCAAUGCAGUGGCCUACCAAGCUAAUGUGGACCUAGUGUGCGAUAUUGGCAGGUCGUUAAUGAUUCGCUCGCCACACCUCCGAAGAAUCGAAAUCCAUGGUUUCCAGAGGAAGCUGUUGCCACAUUGGUUUUUAAACAUGACAGAUCAGCUUGGCGUUCAGGUCGCGUGCAGUAGCUUGCACCCAUGGAUUGGCAAUGUUACAAAUAUAUGCCACACCUUUAGUGAGAGCAACAGCGCUUACUUUAACCAAGACUUCUGCUAUACAGAGUGGAGCAGAAGAGGCAAGAUGACUCCGUAUGAUGAUUUCCACGCCCUGAUGGGAGACAUACCAGAAUAUUUGCCUGCUUCUCGUUGCUGUUCCAUGUGAUCUC